GUGUCCUGCUGCAGGAGGACCGGCUGGAUGCGGUCUCCCUGCUCUGCCUGACGUCUCUGCCCAGCUUCUGCCUGCUUCUGGGGGCUGCAGUGGUGCUGGAGGUGGGGCCCUCCUGGGAUGGGGUCCUGCACUACGACAGCACCCUGUGGGGCUGGGUCCUGCUGAGCUGCCUGGGCUCCGUCCUCUACAACCUGGCCACAUCCCGUGUCCUGGCCCUCACCUCCGCGCUCACUGUGCACAUGCUGGGCAGUGUCACCGUGGUGGGGAACCUGCUGCUGUCACGCCUCGUGUUUGGCACCCGCCUGAGCGGGCUCAGCUACGCAGGCACUGCGCUGGCACUGGCUGGGCUGCUCCUGCUCCACCAGCCCCGGCUCCUCAUAAGGCGCUGGGCCCCACGCACCGCACCUGGACACCACGGCCAUGAGUAG
Molecule: messenger RNA, 428 nt
Organism: Nestor notabilis (Kea)
Lineage: Eukaryota; Metazoa; Chordata; Aves; Psittaciformes; Psittacidae
Gene: SLC35E4
Product: solute carrier family 35, member E4
Exons: 2
Cellular component (GO): membrane
Source: RefSeq, a predicted model, not a curated record